Molecule: messenger RNA, 8724 nt
Organism: Pseudopipra pipra
Lineage: Eukaryota; Metazoa; Chordata; Aves; Passeriformes; Pipridae
Gene: ACKR3
Product: atypical chemokine receptor 3
Exons: 14
Coding region: 587-1681 (364 amino acids)
Biological process (GO): G protein-coupled receptor signaling pathway; vasculogenesis; angiogenesis
Cellular component (GO): membrane
Molecular function (GO): chemokine binding; coreceptor activity; G protein-coupled receptor activity
Source: RefSeq, a predicted model, not a curated record
UGACAGCCUAAAGCCCACAGAAGGGAAGAACGUAGCUGGUUUGUAGGCAUGCAGCCCUCACGUUUAACUUGGACAUCGUAGCCUGCUCAUAAACCCCAAGUAACAGCAGUUUUGAAAGCCCUCUGCAGUAUUGAUUUAUAUUUUUUUGCAGCAUCAGCAUCACUUUAAAGAACAAGAGAUUUUGUAAUGCAGUUGUAAAUUAUUCCUCUGUGCAAUAAAACAUUUGUGAAUAUCCAGGAAUGAGGAUCCACCCAGGAACGAGGAUCCUUAGAGAUGGCAUUGACAUGUACCAGGCUUACUUUAAAACCCUUGUAUGAUCUGCAGGAAGGAGAAAAGGAAGGAUUUUCAGAGCCUGAUUUAGCCAAGUGCUUCAGUACAAUGCUUAUUUUUAAACAUAAUCCUGUCAUUGUCUGAACUCAUCGUGCUUCAAUCCCACCAAAUCUAUGGACUUGGUUGAGCGCUUGGAAUUUGAGCAGAUGCUGAAACACUUUGCUUACUGACAGCUGUGAAGUUUGGAGGACCUCAUCCAAGAAAAAUGGGGGUCAGGAAGGGAGAUGAGGUCACUCGAACUCCAAACUGAGCGAACAUGAGCGCGCUUGAUUUGACAUCCAUCCUUGAUUUCCUGGAAACAGCCAACCUGACGGAGAUCAACUGGACGUGCAGCAACGGCGACUGCAUCACGGUGGAUGCGACAACAUGCCCUGGCACGCUCAACAAAAGCGCCCUGCUCUACACCUUGUCCUUCUUCUACAUUUUCAUCUUUGUCAUAGGGCUGGUGGCCAACUCGGUUGUGGUGUGGGUCAACCUCCAAGCCAAAAUGACUGGCUAUGAAACCCACCUCUACAUCUUCAAUUUGGCCAUCGCCGAUCUGUGCGUCGUCAUCACCCUCCCUGUGUGGGUCGUCUCCCUUGUCCAGCAUAACCAGUGGCACAUGGGAGAAAUCACAUGCAAGAUAACUCACCUUAUAUUUUCCAUCAACUUGUACAGCAGCAUCUUCUUCCUGGCUUGCAUGAGUGUGGACCGCUACCUGUCUGUGGCCUAUUUCACCAACUCCAGCAAUCGCAAGAAGAAGAUAAUCCGUCGCUGCAUCUGCAUCCUGGUUUGGCUCCUGGCCUUCUCCGCAUCUCUCCCAGACACCUAUUACCUCAAGACGGUCUCUUCCAGCAAUGAAACCUACUGCCGUCCCGUCUAUCCGGAGGAGAGCUUCAAAGAGUGGCUGAUUGGCAUGGAGCUCAUCUCUGUCGUGCUGGGCUUUCUUAUCCCCUUUCCCAUCAUUGCUGUCUUUUAUUUCCUCCUUGCCAAGACCAUCUCUGCCUCCAGUGACCAAGAGCGGAAGAGCAACGGGAAGAUCAUCUUCUCCUACGUGGUGGUGUUUCUCGUCUGCUGGCUGCCCUACCACGUGGCUGUCCUGCUUGACAUCUUCUACAGCCUUCAUUUCAUCCCCUUCAGCUGUCACAUGGAGAACUUCCUGUAUGCCACUCUCCACAUCACUCAGUGUUUCUCUCUAGUCCAUUGCUGCGUCAACCCCAUCCUGUACAGCUUCAUCAACCGCAACUACCGAUACGAGCUCAUGAAAGCCUUUAUUUUCAAGUACUCUGCCAAAACAGGUCUCACUAAACUCAUCGACGCUUCCAGGGUGUCGGAAGCAGAAUACUCUGCUCUGGAGCAAAAUGCCAAAUGACUGCAACCCCAUGAAGAAACCUCCCUGACUCUCUGACCUGGUGUUUCCUUGUGUGUUGUGGUUUGUUGUUUAUUUUUUAACUCCCUCCUUUCCAUGUGCUUGUUAUGAACGGGGCAUGAAUUCCAGCCUACAAAAGAGAGAGCAAAGUGUAAUUUAAGAGUAGAAUCAGUUGCAAAGUGGAAGUGGUACCAAAAUUAAAACCUUUCCUCCUCCUAGCCCAGUCUGGACUUCUCAACAAUGCUAUGCAAAUGAAAAUGACUUCCUAGCAGACAAAGCCAUUGUGUACCACAAAUAACACAUAUUUCCAGGAUAAGCUUUUCCUUCCACAUGUAGAUUCCCUCUUGUCUCCUUGUGUGUGUUUUUAUAUAUAGUGUGUUGUAUUUAAAAGCUCGAGACUUUAUUUUCUGGCUCUUGGUGUACCUUAUACAAUUGUAUUUGAAAGUUAAAUAUAUUUUUAUCAUGUAUUUGAAGUAUAUUGCUGAUGAGCGUAUCCAGAGUGCUGUAGUCUGAGUGUUAGAUUGCCAUUUGGUUUCAAGAGGAUGCUGAUAACCAGAAUGGAAAUGGUCUCUUAGGUGCAUCCUCCCUGGCUGACACACUUUAUCGACCGUAGCUUUAUGUGGUGUCAUACCCACAUGUCUGGAGCAUGAAAUGUAUGUAGUGUAAUAUAGCUACCAUCAUGUUAAAAUUAACAGUAUUGUCAGAGUCAUUAACUCCUGUGCCCCUGCUUCACCAAGCUGUGUCCUUCUGCACAGAAUGAAUGAUCUUACUGCUGAGAGUUGUCUCUAUUUGUAAGUUAUUUUUUUAAAAUAAAGAUCUGCAAAAAAAAAAAAAAGUUAUGCCUGCCAGUGGUUUGACUUGCCAUGCUCCUCCUCCUCAGGAAAAAAAAAAACAAACCAAAAAGAAGAAAUCCCAAGGCCACCCUCUGUCCUUUGGUGCAGGAGCAGACAGCUCAGUCGGUGUUUUCCUGGUGUUUGUUGGCAGUGGCCAGAAACCACUGAUGGAGGGGUGUGAGACGGGCACCGGUGUGUGGUGACUGGGGAGGGGGUGGGAGGAGCAGAUCUGUGGAGGGCUGUGCUGUUGGGAAAGGUAAAACUGAUGGAUUUAUAAGGUGAAAACCGUUGGGAGUGAUGAAAAGCUGUGUUUUUCUAGCUUAGGAAUAAACAUGUGGAGGAAAACUACGCAAGUGUGCAGAUGGGACUAAUCCAGGUUCAGUGCUCUGUGGGUUUUGCUUGUGAUGGAAUUGGGGGGUUAGUGGUCCUGACAGCACUAAAUCCCUUUUUAUCUCCUCUUCCCUUUGUUAUGGUUUACAUGGGCAGGAUGCAGCCGCUGUGGGACCUGUGAAGUGGAGCUUUAGGCCAGCGAAGCACUCAAGUCGUGGCUGUCUCAGGACAAGGUAUUUAAUGUCAACUCGAUGAUGUCUCCCAGCCGUCGCUGGGGUGUGUGUUUUACAGCUCCAGCACAGCGCUAACUGUGAAGGCUGCACUUAAAUUCCUGUUAAAUCCAAGCAUACCCUCCUCUCUCUGCGAUCCCAACUGCCAAAAUAUCUCGACUGUGUUUUUGUUUCUUUCUCUGUGUUCCAUUACUGCCUUCUUGAAGGUCAGGCUGUAAAAAUAGACGUUUACCAGCGCUGCCAAAUCUGCCAUCCCCUCCUUGUGCUGGUGUUGCUAAGAAAGCACUGGUCCAUCUCCAGAUGGGGAGAAAUCCCAAAAGAGAGAGGAUUUCUGAUGGCAGAGAAGGGCAGCUGGCGUAGCUGUGACAACGGAAUGCUAAUGUAACUUUCUGUGCCGAUGCUUCUUAUAAGCAGUGGAUUUUUUGAGCUUCCUGUGAGCCUUUCUUGAGGUACUGCUGAACUGCAAGGAAAGUGCUCCCUCAUGCUGACAGAUAAAAUUGGUUAAUGCUGAGAAAUUAAUUUCCUGCUUUAGCUGGGCAUUGUUUCCCAUGCCUCAGCAUCGCUCUGUGUUCUCUCCAAAGGUGCUGGAUACGGCUCUGGCACCCCCUUCCCAUCCACCUAUGGGUCUUGCUCAGUUUGGAGCAGCAGAACUGUUUCAGAUCAGGUUCCCUCUCAGACACUGUGUUGUUUUCACGUGGUGCUGUAGCUGGUUUGGAUUGGCAGAAACUCAUGGUUAUUUUUUUUCUCUCUGCAGUUUGGUAUUCACAGCACAGUGUCAGCCCUGGAGAUACCCUGGGUGGUGCUGAGUGCUGGGGAGAUCCUGCAGACCUGCUGCAGAGACCAGACUGAUAAAGUCUCCAGGCCUCUUGGUGAGGUGGAUCGUGGUGGGACAGUGCCUUUUUGCAAAAGCAGGGUCAGACAGAGAGCAGGAAGCUUUCCUCAUGGCUUCGUGUGAUGCAAUACCCCAGAUGGUGUUUGUACUGAGACCAAAAAAGUGAAUAUGCACCCCUUGGAGUCUGAUAUGAGGGAAUUUGUCAGUGGAUAACAGCUAAAGUUGUGCAUUAGAGGAAGACACUAGGAGAGAAUGAUUACAGACAAGACUCUGAGGUAACCCAUCAUCCCAUGCCUUGUAGGAGAAAGAUGGAGACAAGUGAUGUGGGAAGAACAAAGCUGUUGACUGUUUCCACGACCUGUGAUUCACAGGUAAAGAGGGUUUUUUUCCCCCUUUGCUGUGCUAAGAUGUAAGUUAAGAUGCCAUCUUAAUCAGAAACGCAUCCAGUUCUGAUUUUGAGUCAGCUGAGGUGUUGUUGGGGCUUUUUCGUAGCGUGCAACCUCUCUGUUUGCUCUUGUUGUUCAUUUGCAAGGGCUGAAGAUGGGAGCUUGGAUUUGGGAGAGCUGAGAAGCCUAUGUUGAACUGAAAGGCUGUUUUUAGCAGCAGCAUCUGCUUGAUGACCAGCACUGUAUUGAUCAGGAUAGAUAAAACUCACCCAAGGUGUUUUGCUUGACUGUACUCUUUCUCUGCCUCCUGGGGUCUUCUUGACCUCCUCCUGCAAACCUGGAGCUGGGAAACUUGUGUUUCCACCAGUUCCAGGAGCCUUAUCUCUGCUUUGCAGCCGGGAGCAGGACCCUGUCCUAUCUGUGGUGCUGCAGGCACGGCUCCACACGAGCCGGCACCUGAAAUCCCAACAGGCAGCACCAAGUUCUCUGCUCAUCUUUGCCAUGUCCCUUCCUGUUGAGGAUCAUUUCUCUGGGCCCCCUGAUGAACGUGACGAGGGAUGACACUUUGUAAAAGCCAUUUUGUAGCUGGUCAGAAUGGCCCUGGGAUGGAGGUCUCCACAGCUGAGGAUGGGAAUGCUGUGAGCCUGGAAGGCAAUUUUUCCAACAAGUUGAUUUAUGGAAUUGGCUGGCAAAGCCUUGAAUACAUUGAGAAAUAGAACUUCUACAAUGGACCAACACAUCCUUAAGGAAUGAAUGGUUCCCCUUUAAUCUGGGAGCUGUGCUCCUGGCUGCUCCGAGCACCUUGGGAACGGAGGAGGAUUAGGACCAGGCUGUGAACUGUGGUGUUUGUCUCACUGUGUAAACCUGUACUGUAAAAACUUGUCCAGAGGCUGGACUGAAUUGGCUGUGAAGCCACCAGCCCUGGCUGCUCCUGCCACCAGCUCUGCCCGGCCACAGCACUCUCACCAGCUCACCCAGCAGAGGGGAUCGAAGGGACCCAACGCCAAAACCCGGGAGAGUUCUUCACUGGGACCUGCCCUGGAGUAAUUUAUUUGGCCUGAAAAAGAAGGCUUCAGGGUGACCUAAUUGUGGCCUUCCAGGACCUGAAAGAUGGAGAGAGACUAUUUACAAGGCCCUGGAGUGACAGGACAAGGGGGAAUGACUUCAAGCUGAAGAAGGGUCAGGGAGAAAAGUCCAAGUUUUUACACUGACUGGAAGUUCUCGUGAAAUGCUGAGUCGGAAACAUGGGAGAGACCUGACCCAAGUGGACCAUUUAUUCUAAAUGGCAGAGAGGGAGAAAAAGGCAAGCAGAAUUCCCAAACCAUAUGGAGGAGCCACUGCAUGAAUCCAGAGGGGGAAGCGGUCCUGGUCGCUGAGGCUCUGCACCCCGUGGCAGAGGGAGCUCUCGGCAGAUCGAGAGGUUUAGUAAGCUGAGCAAUUGUUGUUCAUGGGAAGAAGCACUUCAAGAGAGCCUCUUGUCUACAGCCCCCUGGAGAAGACUUAAUUUGUCUAUCACACAUGCAGAUGCCAGGACCUAGGAGAGGAGUAACUGUUGGAUUCCUUGUUCCCUCCUUGGCCCAGGAGCCUGUGCAAGACCAGCUGUGUGGUGAUCCUCAGACCCACCUUAUUCCAGGAAUUAUGAGAAAAGUGUGGCUAAAGUCUGGAAAUGUUUCUUGACUUUGUUUUAAGAAGUACUUCCCCUCCAGAGAUGGAGACUCCACCACCUCCCUGGGCAGCCCCUUCCAGUGCUUGACAAUCCUUUCCAUGAAGAAAUUCUUCCUGAUGUCCAACCUGAACCUCCCCUGGCACAGCCUGAGGCCGUUUCAUCGUGUUCUGUUGCUGGCUGCCUGGGAGAAGAGGCCGACCCUCACCUUGCUGCGAUCCUCCAUCUCUUCUGGGCCAGGAUCCUUGUGUGGGAUGCAGGGGUUCUUCACCCCGUGCAGGACAAGAAGUGUCCCUUCCUUGGAGUCCCCAGGGAUGUGCACAGAGGGUCCCAUGUCCCGACUGCUUCCCCGUUCCCUCGCCUGCAUCCCCACACGGCUGGAUGGAGAACCCAGCUGCUGGCAGGCCGUGCCGGGGGAACAAAGAGCCCUUUGGGACGGGGACUUUGAGUAAUGGAGAGCAAAGCCCAGCAGCUCUUGGCAGGCGUCGGAGCCGUGAAAUCCGAUUUGCGCCCCUCUGCCGGCAGGCCCCGGGAGGGGACCCCGGCGGGCACGCUGGGGCGGCACGGAAGGACAGGUGGCCGCGGGCUGGGAAGAAGGACCGUAACGAGACGCCGUGGACACAGGAUCUUCUUUGUAAGGAUGUUACUGAAGUAGAAGAGCGGCUGCGGGAGAGGUCUCAGCACAGCUGCCUGAACUCCUUCACCUCCUGGAGAUCAAAGCCCGCCUCCUAAUUGGGGCUUUUAUUGCACUCCCCCAACCGCUCGCCCAGUGUCCCGGUGGCUUUGGUGGGGAACAGGUGUUCUUUAACACGCGUGCGAUUACGGGACAUGAGCAGAUUUACCAGCGAGCCCCGCAGUGCCUCCUGCUCCCUCAGGAGGGAUGCUGAGCCAGGCAGGAGGGUUCUGCAGGAGCAUCUCCCUCCCUGGCACAGGAAGCUCACCCCACCUCGCUUGCCGUGGGGCAGCUCAGGGCAGAGAUGUGGCCCUAGCCAGCCCCAGCACAAACUGGGAGGCCAAAGGAGGAAGCCCCUGGCCUUACUCCCAGCGUGCAUCCCAUCCUGUUGAUAAGGGCCUCGACUGGAGAGGGGCUCCUACACAGCGAUGCUCCAUCCCUCAAAUGCCCCAGCUGGAGCAGUGAUCAUUCACUCUAUCCCCCAAAUGCUCCCUACUGCACUAGGAAAACUCCAGUUCAUACUCUCCAACACCCAUGUUGGACCAGGGACCUGCCUGCCCCAUCCCCCAAAUGCCCUGGCUGGACCAGACCUCCACACUAUCCCUCAAACAUCCCGAGAUUCACCUGGGAUCCUCCCACUCCAUCCCCACCAAUAUUCCCUGCUGGAUGCUUGAUCUCCCAAACACCUUACAAUGGACCAGGAAUCCCCACCCUCUCUGUAUCCCCCCAGAUUUGGUGGAUUUCAAGGAUUUUCAAGCAAAAGAGCAGCGUGGUGAGGAUGCAGCCAAGAGAAGAGCUGAUACAUUGCCCAAAACUACCAAAGGUCUUUGCCAUAGAGGAUUAAAAUAUGUGGAAAGCAAGAACUGCUGGCCCAGGAGCCAGGGAGGGGACAGAAACUUGGCUGAGGAUCCUGGAGAACAAAGCAAAACCAGGAAAAUGCACAGACAAGCCUAGAGAGUCAUAAAAACAAAGCUUAGGUUAAAUACACACUGAGUCUCUUAUCCCCUUGGCAGGUUAAGAAAGGGCAGCCUUUGCCUCCAGAUCCACUGGCAGAAACCAUCACUCCUGCUUACUCCUGGGGAAGACAAGAGGAAGGGCAAAAAAGGUGUUCAGGGUGGACAGAAAGCAGCUCAGAGACCCCCAAAUCUCAGCUCAGAAGAUUUGCUCUGGAGCAGCAGCAGAAAGACACAGAGUGCCAUGGACAAGGACAGGUGGGUGGACAGUCCUCAGCCCCUCAUGCCACUCUGGUCACUUCGUGGGCUCCUACACAUCCUGCAAACUCCUCAGCCCCCCUGAGUCAGGGAUUUUUCCUUUAAUUCAUAGAAUCCCAGAACGGUUUGGGUUGGAAGGGACCUUAAAGCCCAUCCAGUGCCACCCCCUGCCAUGGGCAGGGACACCUCCCACUAGCCCAGGUUGUUCCAAGCCCUAUCCAACCUGGCCUUGGACACUUCCAGAGAAGGGGCAGCCACAGCUUCUCCGGGCAGCCUGUGCCAGUUAAUUGCAGCAAAGUGCUGUACUAUAAACCUGGAUAACUGAGAACUCAGCGGGGAGCUGAUGAAACAAGAAUGAGGAAAGCAAAAAAUGUAAUAUCCCAAAUAUCCCAGAGAGCUUCUUGUUUAUUGCAGUUUAAACCGACGCCCCUAUGAAAAUGCAAUAGAUUAAAAAAACUUGUUUGGGGAACAGGCAAUGAUCAUUUCCCUGUGGCCGCUCGCUGUUUCCUUUCAUGGACACAGCUCCUAAAAACCGAGGCGUUUUUCCCCUUUGAUGUCAUGGAAGGAAAUAACGUAUUUGGAUCCAGCCUUUGCUCAGAGCAGCCCAGACAAUAUCAAUCAGGGCGCUGGGGGGAUGGGAAGGAUGUAGAGAGGUUCAACCUGACCCUUUAGCACCGUUUUCUUUAACUUGCACAUUAAAUUAACUGUCCUAUUGUUCUAUAUCGCUCCAUUGCAUCUUAAUUUCCCCAUCAUGAUUCUUUUGUUCCACCACAAAGCUUUUGAAGCAGAUAAGAAAGGGAAACCACUUGCAAUCAUCUUUCCAGAGGGCACCUCCAGAUCGCAGACAGCACAUGGAAAUGACUGGGAAAAUAAAGCCCUGUCACGAAA